UAUUUAGGACCAGAAGUCAAGGUGUUAUCCAGGGGGAGAAAUUACCAUUAAUUAAACAGCCUCUUUCCACCCAUUACUUGAUACCUCUCUACUUUCCACAACAAACCAUGCAGGUAUUAGGUCCUCUUUAGUGACUUCUAAGAUUUGGUAUGGACAGUUAUUUUGCAUUGUAUUCAAGCCCCCCCAUCCCUUCCCUAUUUUUUAACCCUGAGAUACAACCAAGCCAGUGAAAUAUGUUACCUGUGGUUGCAUGAGGCUUGGUCAUCACCAAGCUGGCGUCUCACCUGUCCUCACACUAUGGUGGCCUGCAGAGCUGGUUCCUCACAGGAUUUGCCCCUUCUGAAAACAUCCACACUACCACAAGGAGAGAAAAAAAUCGGGAUAGAGGGGUUUUUUUUAGCCCAAGAUUAGAAUUAGUGCUUCCUUGCUACUCUGAGGCUGGACAGCCAGAUGGGCACCUUCUGUCCCUAGUUGGGGAGCUGUUCCACCUGUUGAAGCCACACUCAGCCAGAGGUCAGUGGGGGCCUACCUGCUUUGUUGGAUCAGUGAGACCAGGAAAGUCCUAUCAGAGGAAACGUGAAGUAUUGGUGCUCAGUGGAGUAGUUUCUGUGUUGUUUUUAAUGUCCCUAUACCAGAUUGACGCUGCAAGCUCAGAUUCACAGUCUUGCUCUGUUUAGGUCUUGCUCUGCUAUUAGUUCCCAACUGUCCGCAUUUAGGCUGAGUCACAAGUAACUCAAGUGAACCUCCCUGGUGUAAUGGAUGUGUAAUGGCUUAGCAGAGGGACAGGGAAUGUCCCAGGAAAAGGGGUCUGGGUAAUAUGAGCCAGUACCAAGAAAGGCCUUAGUGGUCUCCAGUUCUCACGUCUCAAAGCCAUUUCCAUCCUUGGUGCGAAACGGUGGGACUGGAUCAGGCCGUUUGGAGGAAGACAUCUUCAAUGGAGCAGGAUAAAAUGCUCUACACAAGCUUUGAAACAGUGGCCUCUUCGGAAUUCCGCUUGUAUGUGAAACGCAAAAAGCGCGGUCUGGUUCUCCUUUCAUUCAUGUCAGGAGGGGUCAUUCCCAUUUUACAGAGAAGGGAAACGGGUUCAGAAAGAUGAUCUAUUCCGGGGUUAGAACUCAAUUCCCUGCGUCCUUUCCGUCCCGGUCCUCGGCCCUUUAAAAAGAGCUGGGGGUUUUGAGAGCCACUCAAGUCCCCGCAGCCCUGCUCAAGGCCAGGUUGAAGGCUUUUCCCGCCUCCCAGGGCGGGGUCAGAUGUGUCCUCACCUGUAGCUUUUAGAUCCCCAAGUGCUCACAGGUGGGGUGCGGGCCCAGGAGGGAUCCCGGGGAGGGACGUCCGAGCGCGCCCACGAUUGGUGCGCAGGGACCCGGGGGGCGGUAAAGGGAAGGGGCGGGCCCGCGCCCAGGAAGGAGGGCUCCCGCCGGGUGAGCGCGGGGCCGCUGGGUGACCCGGCUCCUGCUUGCCCCGCAGCCCCGGCCCCCUGCCCACCAUGAACGCCAGCGGCUCGGGCUACCCGCUCGCCUCACUCUACGUGGGCGAUCUGCACCCCGACGUGACCGAGGCCAUGCUCUAUGAGAAAUUCUCUCCCGCCGGCCCCAUCCUGUCCAUCCGCGUGUGCCGCGAUGUGGCCACCCGGCGCUCGCUGGGCUACGCCUACAUCAACUUCCAGCAGCCCGCGGACGCGGAGCGGGCACUGGACACGAUGAACUUUGAGAUGCUCAAAGGCCAGCCUAUUCGCAUCAUGUGGUCCCAGCGAGACCCAGGACUUCGCAAGUCAGGUGUGGGCAACAUCUUCAUCAAGAACCUGGAGGACUCCAUUGACAACAAGGCUUUAUAUGAUACCUUCUCCACCUUUGGGAACAUCCUCUCUUGCAAGGUGGCGUGUGACGAGCAUGGCUCCCGGGGUUUCGGCUUUGUCCAUUUUGAGACUCAUGAGGCCGCACAGCAGGCCAUCAACACCAUGAAUGGGAUGCUGCUGAAUGACCGCAAAGUCUUUGUGGGCCACUUCAAGUCUCGACGGGAGCGGGAGGCGGAGCUGGGGGCACGGGCCCUGGAGUUCACCAACAUCUACGUGAAGAACCUCCCGGUGGAUGUGGACGAGCAAGGCCUGCAGGACCUCUUCUCCCAGUUUGGGAAAAUGCUGAGUGUGAAGGUGAUGAGGGACAACAGCGGCCACUCGCGGUGCUUUGGCUUUGUCAACUUUGAGAAGCAUGAGGAAGCCCAGAAGGCUGUGGUCCAUAUGAACGGGAAGGAGGUGAGUGGGCGGCUGCUGUACGCGGGCCGGGCCCAAAAGCGCAUGGAGCGGCAGAAUGAACUGAAGCGCCGGUUUGAGCAGAUGAAGCAGGACCGGCUGAGGCGUUACCAGGGUGUGAACUUGUACGUGAAGAACCUGGACGACUCCAUUGAUGACGACGAACUGAGGAAAGAGUUCUCUCCCUAUGGAGUGAUUACCAGUGCGAAGGUGAUGACAGAGGGUGGCCACAGCAAGGGGUUUGGCUUUGUGUGUUUUUCCUCCCCAGAAGAGGCGACAAAGGCCGUGACAGAGAUGAACGGGCGCAUCGUGGGCACCAAGCCACUCUACGUGGCACUGGCCCAGCGCAAAGAGGAGCGGAAGGCCAUUUUGACCAACCAGUACAUGCAGCGCCUCUCCACCAUGCGGACCCUGAGCAACCCCCUCCUGGGCUCCUUUCAGCAGCCCUCCAGCUACUUCCUGCCUGCCGUGCCCCAGCCUCCAGCCCAGGCUGCAUACUAUGGCUGUGGCCCAGUGACACCCACCCAGCCUGCCCCCAGGUGGACGUCCCAGCCACCUAGACCUUCCUCUGCCUACCCUCCAGGUGCCUCGAUGGUCCGGCCACCAGUCGUGCCUCGGUGCCCCCUGGCCCCCAUCAGCAGUGUCAGGCAGGCCUCCACCCAGGUGCCACGCACGGUGCCUCAUACCCAGAGAGUAGCCAACAUUGGUACUCAGACCACAGGACCCGGUGGGGUAGGAUGCUGUACACCAGGCCGGCCUCUCCUGCCGUACAAAUGUUCCCCAGCAGCACAUAGCACUUAUCGGGUCCAGGAGCCGGCUGUGCACAUCCCGGGACAGGAGCCCCUGACUGCGUCCAUGCUGGCUGCUGCGCCCCUGCAUGAGCAAAAGCAGAUGAUUGGGGAGCGUCUCUACCCCCUUAUCCAUGAUGUCCACACCCAGCUGGCUGGCAAGAUCACGGGCAUGCUGCUGGAGAUCGACAACUCGGAGCUGUUGCUCAUGCUGGAGUCUCCAGAAUCCCUCCAUGCCAAGAUCGACGAGGCAGUGGCCGUGCUUCAGGCACACCAGGCUGUGGAGCAGCCGAAGGCGUACAUGCACUGAAACCAGGUGGGUGGAAUGGUGGCAGAAGCAGCUGAGCCCGGGAGAAGCUGUAAGGAAAUAGGCAGGGACUGACUUUCACAAACACUGAGAAUUAUGCUGUGUCCCUGGCUUUCUCUGAAGCACCAAGGAGUUUGGAGGAAGUCGUGAGAAUCAGAGGAGAUGAUUAACUGUGAUCCGAAUGGGGGGUGGUGGAGGGUGAAGGAGGUGCCCUCUUGCCAGCUGCCCUGCCUGGCUUCAUGCAGAAUAGUUUGGGCUUUCUCGGGGCCCUGCCUGGCUCCAUUCUGCCUGCCUGAAGGCCUGGCCAGGAUGUAACCACCUUCUUUAUUGAAGACUGGGUGUCUGCCAUACUUUAAAAACACUUAUUUUUACAUUUUUAUCCUCAGAAAAGGAAAUCCUUGCUUCCAUGGCUGCCAAAAGGACAGUGUUUCUGGCUCUCAGCCCUAAGGCCCUGCAAACUCUAACUUAUUUCCCAAUUAGUCUGUAUCUAUACUUGGGCUCUGUAUGUGAAUGAAGGUUGGUCACCCAUCCAGCCUAUUACCUUUUGCUUUGUGUAUUAAAAGUGCUGCAAAAUCUGCCUUGCCUCCCAGGAGGCCCUUUUGUGUCUGAGGGAGGUGGGGACAGAGCAAAGGGUAGACAUGACUGGGGUGGGCCUCUGGCUCUAAGAAACAGAAACCAUAAAGGAGUGCUGAAGUACACAGAGGGCAUGUACACAAGAGCAGGAGAAGUGUCAGGAACUGACCCAUCAACAGUACAGUGGAUGAUGACCUGGAUAUCACACAAUGGACCAGAGCUACAGGGGUCCCCAUCUGAUGUGCAUGCAGCCCCUGGCUUGGGCACCCUGCAGGGCAAACACCCAGCUGCUUCUCGGCUGGCUAAGGGGUUGUGUAAAAUAAUUAACCCUUGUAGGAACACUUUAGGGUACCUUCCCAGGUCGGGAUUUUCCUCCCCUGCAGGGAAUGGGGAAGUCUCUCAAAAAGCUUCUUUGUGUCAGUUAGUGCUCACCUCCUAUCAGGGACAUACAGUCCAGGUCUUUGCCCUCUCCUGUACCCGAGCGGCCAAAUCAAAGUGGCUACUAUGACCCAAACAGACUGGGUUCUGCUAAAAAUUCACCAGCAACACAUCUGACUGAGUCCUCAGGGCUGCUCUGCCACUCUCAGGUCCUCACUCUUCCUGUUCUCCACUCCACAGACCUCCAACCUGUCUUCGCCAUGCCCUGCCCACUUCUCUGGCUGCUUUUAAUCUGUUCCCUGUGCAGAUCCAUCGUCUUCUCCCCAAAUCCUGACUGCUGGCAUUUCUUUAGUCUCUGUCCUGGGCCCUCUCCUUUUCUCAUGCCAUGUUCUCCUGAGCUAUCUAAAUUGCAAGCAGAUCUUCAAUUUGUACCCAGUCUAGGAUGACUCCGUUUUUUUCUUCAGCCCAGUCAACUCUUAAGAGCACCUGAGUCUCUCACAUUCCACCGCCUACCUGCCAUCAGCUCCUGGUUAUCUUGCUAACAUUCAUG
Molecule: messenger RNA, 4844 nt
Organism: Symphalangus syndactylus (siamang)
Lineage: Eukaryota; Metazoa; Chordata; Mammalia; Primates; Hylobatidae
Gene: PABPC1L
Product: poly(A) binding protein cytoplasmic 1 like
Molecular function (GO): RNA binding
Source: RefSeq, a predicted model, not a curated record